AUGGAAAAAAUGGAACAAAACGCACAAAAAUUACCAAUAACUGAUCUGGAUGAAUAUAAUUCAUUAUCAUCAUCUAUGAUAUUAGCACAAAAACGACGACACUAUUAUCUUAGACCAAUGAAAUUAUUUAUUAUGUCAUCUAUGGCAACUGAAUUAAUAUUUUUAAUUAUUGGUAUUUGUGUUUUUUCAGGUUUUAGAGAUAUUUUCUAUAAAAUAGUUUGGACAUUAUUUUUUUGUGGUGUUGGAAUGGGUGCAACAAUGGGAACAUUAAUAAAUAUAUUUAUUACUGAUCAAUAUUUCAAUUAUAAAGCAAUAUUUGGUUCUUUAAUAUUGGGUAUAAUUGUUUUUGGUACAUGUAAUAUAUUAUGUUUUAAUUUAGACCAUCAUUUUGAUUAUUGGGGUGCAAUUAAACAUCCAACAUUUUUUCUUUCAAAAGGUUUUGUUGCUGGAAUAUCUGGAAGUUUAAUAAAUGGGUAUUUAUUAUUUAAUGCUAAUGGACAGAAACUUUUAAUUAAAAUGGGAUUCUAA
Didymodactylos carnosus is the source of this 528-nucleotide messenger RNA. The record is from the annotation of a GenBank genome assembly. Lineage: Eukaryota; Metazoa; Rotifera; Eurotatoria; Philodinida; Philodinidae.